CACUUGAUCAGGACUACAAGAACUCGACGACUGCGUGCCCAAUUUGGUGGCUACAUGUACUCGCAGCGUUUCCUGCCCUUCCCCGACCUCGACCUUUUUCCCAGUACACCAGCACAUCAGCAAUCAUGGCCCCUAGGACAAACGGCAUUGGUGUGCAAGUUGAGAACACCCGCAUCUGCGUGGUGAUGGUGGGUCUCCCGGCCCGUGGAAAGAGCUAUAUCGCACAGAAAGCGCAACGCUAUCUUGCCUGGCUCUCGAUCCCCGCCGCUACAUUCAAUGUCGGCAACUACAGACGCACAGAUGCCCCCCAACCGUCCGCCGACUUCUUCGAACCCAACAACCCGGAGGGAGAGCGCAAGCGUCGCGCUGCUGCCGAGGCUGCGGUAGCCGACAUGCUCAGGUGGUUCAAGAAGGGAGGAGUUGUCGGCAUCCUCGAUGCCACCAAUAGCACAAAAGAGAGGCGCAAAUGGGUCCUCGAUCUCAUGACCCAAAACAACAUUGAGGUCAUCUUUGUCGAGUCCAAGUGCGAUGACGAGAACAUGAUUAUGGCCAACAUCCGCGACGUCAAGACCACCAGUCCCGAUUACCAGGGCCAAGAUCCCGAAACCGCGGCGCUCGACUUCCGCAAUCGCAUACGCAACUACGAAAAGGUGUACAAAUCGCUUAACCAAGACGGCGACGAGGAGGAUUUGACUUUCCUCAAGAUUAUGAACGUGGGGAAGCAAGUCAUCAUCAACCGCAUCCGCGACUACCUGCAAAGUCGUAUUGUGUACUACCUCAUGAACUUGCACAUUCGCCCUCGAACAGUAUGGCUGUCAAGGCACGGCGAGUCCAUGCUCAAUCUCGAAGGCCGUAUUGGUGGCGAUGCCGAGCUAUCGCACAGAGGUGAAGAGUAUGCGCGGAAGCUCCCCGAGCUAGUAAGAGAAUCCGUUGGUAGCGACCGCCCUUUGACAGUAUGGACAUCAACACUAAAGCGCACCAUUGCCACGGCGCGCCACCUACCAAAACAUUACAACCAGCUACAAUGGAAGGCCCUGGACGAGCUCGACGCCGGCGUGUGCGACGGCAUGACGUACCAAGAGAUUGCGGACAUGUACCCAGAUGACUUCCAAGCGCGCGACGAAGACAAGUACAACUACCGGUAUCGCGGAGGCGAAAGCUACCGCGACGUGGUGAUUCGACUGGAGCCCAUCAUCAUGGAGCUGGAGCGUAGUGAGGACAUUCUCAUCAUCUCGCAUCAGGCCGUGAUCCGCUGCAUAUAUGCAUACUUUAUGCAAAAACCGCAAGAAGAAAGCCCCUGGGUUCCCGUGCCGUUGCACACGCUGAUCAAGCUGACACCGAGGGCGUAUGGGACCGAGGUGCAGACUUACAAGGCCAACAUCCAGGCUGUUAGCACGUGGAGAGGAAAGGGGAGCACGGCAAAGCAUGAGGACCCUAGUCCCGAGAAAAGUCUUUUCCAGACUCACUAGAGGACGGGAAAAGCGAAGGAGGAUAACGAAAGACUACAUACACAUAAGCAAAGACGUUGAUAUAUAAUACCCCCUAUUACUACUACCAUAUACCUCGCUACACUGCAAUACGAAAGUUGCGGGUUCUUUUUACAGACGAUGGGAAAACAUUUGGCACCAAAGAAGGGUU
This is a messenger RNA of Neurospora hispaniola, 1638 nucleotides long. RefSeq names its product fructose-2,6-bisphosphatase. The record is from RefSeq and is a predicted model, not a curated record. Gene Ontology annotation, cellular component: cytosol. Gene Ontology annotation, biological process: fructose 2,6-bisphosphate metabolic process; fructose metabolic process. The transcript has 4 exons. Gene Ontology annotation, molecular function: ATP binding; fructose-2,6-bisphosphate 2-phosphatase activity; 6-phosphofructo-2-kinase activity. The coding region runs from base 126 to 1469 and encodes 447 amino acids. Lineage: Eukaryota; Fungi; Ascomycota; Sordariomycetes; Sordariales; Sordariaceae.